AUGGCUAAACCGGACACCAAAUGCAGAGAGGACCCAGAUCCUCCACAGAUUAAAGAGGAACAGGAGGAACUCUGCAGCAGUCCAGAGGGAGAGCAGCUUGCACCAAAGCAGGAGGCCUUUACGUUGACUCCUACUUGUGAGGAAAGGGGACACGGUGAUGAUCAACUUUUGGACUUGUGUACUGAUGAAACUGAGAGUGUGAUACAGGAAACAUCUUAUAGCAACAUUUCAGUUGAAAGCACCACUGUAGUUGAACUAAACAACGACCACCAUUUUCUCCCUCACAACUCUCAUAAAUCAGCAUUUGAGACUCUUACAAGAGUCCAUAGUGAUGAGAAACCUUUUUCGUGCAAAACAUGUGGAAAAGGAUUCAAAUAUAGUAGCAACUUAAAAGCCCACAUGAGAGUUCACACUGGGGAAAGGCCAUAUUCCUGCAUCACCUGUGGGAAAACAUUCAUUGAGGCAUCACAUUUGAAGACACAUUUAAGAGUUCAUACUGGGGAAAGGCCAUAUUCCUGCAUCACCUGUGGGAAAACAUUCACUAACAAAUCACAUUUAAGGUCACAUAUAAGAAUUCAUACUGGGGAGAAGCCAUUUUCCUGCAUCACCUGUGGGAAAACAUUCUCUAAGACAUCAACUUUGAAGACUCAUACACGAAUCCAUACUGGGGAGAAGCCAUAUUCCUGCAGCAUCUGUGGGAAAACAUUCACUGAUACAUCAAAUUUAAAUCGUCAUAUAAGAAUCCAUGUUCAGGAGAAGCCGUUUUCUUGCAUCACCUGCGGGAAAACAUUCUCUCGGACCUCACAUUUGAAGGAUCAUACAAGAAUCCAUACUGGGGAGAAGCCAUAUUCCUGCAUCACCUGCAGGAAAACAUUCACUGACAAAUCACAUUUGUCGUCAUAUAAGAAUACACAGUGGGGAAAGAAGUUCUCCUGACUCAAUUGUCCACAUGAGAAGAAAUCACAAAGGUGAAACAUCAUAGAUGCAACUCUGGUGAGAAAAUAGUCUGAGCAAUUUUUCCGAUUAAAAAGACUACGUCAGACAAGGUAAAGAAAGGAACGAAAUCCCCUUUACGAUGUCGGAUUCGUGAAGAUGGACUAUCAUGUUUCCUUUACCUUAAUGAAGAUUGAUGUUGCUAAUUUUAUCCAAAAAUGCUCGCUUCUGUAAGGAUGUGCAAAUAAGACAGUGCUCUUCAUUAAAAGCCAUUAACCUGGUGUCCUUGCACUUAUUGAACUGUUCCGCCGAGAGCGGUGUAGCCUCCCGUGACGUCACAAUAUACAUAUAUAUAUUUGGCCAACAAGUUCAUUAAUUAUCACUACUAUUAUUAAUUAUAAUGAUAAUAUUGUCUCUUGUUAAAAAAAUAGUUUGGCACGUUGAUGUUUCAUCUUUCAUUAACUUUUU
This is a messenger RNA of Pungitius pungitius (ninespine stickleback), 1401 nucleotides long. Its product is annotated as gastrula zinc finger protein XlCGF7.1-like. Gene Ontology annotation, biological process: regulation of transcription by RNA polymerase II. The transcript has 3 exons. Gene Ontology annotation, cellular component: nucleus. The record is from RefSeq and is a predicted model, not a curated record. Lineage: Eukaryota; Metazoa; Chordata; Actinopteri; Perciformes; Gasterosteidae. The coding region runs from base 1 to 936 and encodes 311 amino acids. Gene Ontology annotation, molecular function: DNA-binding transcription factor activity, RNA polymerase II-specific.